Molecule: messenger RNA, 1324 nt
Organism: Mucor mucedo
Lineage: Eukaryota; Fungi; Mucoromycota; Mucoromycetes; Mucorales; Mucoraceae
Product: 60Kd inner membrane protein-domain-containing protein
Exons: 2
Coding region: 168-1127 (319 amino acids)
Biological process (GO): mitochondrial respiratory chain complex IV assembly; protein insertion into mitochondrial inner membrane from matrix
Cellular component (GO): mitochondrial inner membrane
Molecular function (GO): membrane insertase activity
Source: RefSeq, a predicted model, not a curated record
UCGGUCGCUGUGGGUAAUCCUGCAAAGGUCAUUAAAACCAUUACUCCAUCUUGAAAAAGCUUUGCCCUAUUAUUACUACCUACUUAAAGUACCGCUAAACCCUGUACACUGUUUAAAUAAAACUACAAAAACAAAAAUCAUCUUUUUUUUUCAUCCAUGAUUUAAAAAUGCAUCGUUCCAUUGCAUCAUGGACAAGACGUUCACCAAAUAUAAUCCAAAGGUCAAGACCUUGCAUCUCUGCCUCAUUACCACGACACAAAGACGAUCAACAGCCACCCCUUCCGUUGUCACUACGAGCAGCAGCAGCAGCUGUCACAUUACCUCCUCAAGAAACCACUGAAAGUACACUACCUUCCAUUCUGGCCAUGAACGAAAGUAUUUUAAACACUAUUCAUCAAGCGGGGUUACCAUGGUGGGCUACCAUCGUCACCGGCACACUUCUCUUACGAACCUCACUCACACUCCCCAUCGCCAUUUAUCAACAGCGUAGCAUGGGCACCAUGAUCAAUCUCGCUCCCAUGGUCCAAAGUUGGGCCGAGACGUUAAAAUCCCAAGUCGCUACCGAAUCCAAAUUAGCAGGCUGGUCUUAUAAAAAGUAUCAAGUCGAAUUACAAAAACAAUACAGUGCCAAGGUCAAAUCCAUUUACAAACAUUAUGGUUGCUCUCGUUGGAAACUGCUCACAUUGCCUUGGGUUCAAAUCCCUUUAUUUGUUUCCAUGUCUCUCACCCUGAGACAUAUGUCGGCCUAUCCGUUGCCAUGGUACGGUCAAACCGCUGAGUUACCGGUGGCGGGGUUAUCUGAAGGUGGGCUGGCUUGGUUUGUGGAUUUGACAGCAGUGGAUCCAACCAUGGUGAUACCUGUCAUGAUUGGCGCUGGUAAUCUUUUAAAUGUAGAGCUGAAUGCUUGGGCUUCUCGAGGACAACAAACGCGUAUGCAAAAGAUCAUGACAAAUACAUUUCGAGUGCUCUCAGUUGCCUUUGUUCCUAUUGCUGCCAAUGCUCCCAUGGCCAUUGGGGUUUACUGGCUUUCUUCUGCUUGGUACAGUGUUAUUCAGAAUAUAGCGUUCAAGAUACCAUCUAUUCGAACUGCAUUAAAAAUGCCACUCUUAAUAAAAAAGAAAAACUAAAAGUCACAUUUUUUUUUCUGGUUAUGUUGGGGGCGCUGAUCGAAUUGGGUGAGAGGAGGGGGGGUGCGGGUGGCCGCUCCGAACAAAAUAGAACGACCAUGAUCAAUUAUAAGUCUCCCUCUUCCCGAACAUCUAUAAACGUCCGAAAUGGUAAAGAGUCGAAUUUCACAACAUAGAAAGCAACCAUGUAUACAUAA